CCACUCACGUGACUAUAUAUUCCCUCAAUAUUAUUAAUACACCAUAUACGCUUACCUCAUUCUCCAUUCUCCAUUCUCCAUUCACCACCGACACUUUUAAUCGCCGAAACAAACCUCUUCAUCCAAAAGAAACAAUGGAAACUUCAACCACCCUCACCGGAUUACUCCAAUCCGUUGCCAAAAAAUUCCCCUCCCGGCGAGCCAUCUCCGUCGCCGGAAAAUUCGACCUCACUCACUCGCGCCUUCAUGAAUUAGUCGAUUCCGCCGCCGCUCAUCUGAUCUCCGCCGGAAUCAAACCAAACGACGUCGUCGCCCUAACCUUCCCAAAUACCAUCGAAUAUGUUGUAUUGUUUUUAGCCGUAAUUCGAGUUCGAGCCACAGCCGCGCCAUUAAACGCAGCUUAUACAUCGGAAGAAUUCGAGUUUUAUUUAUCCGACUCAGAAUCAAAGCUUCUAUUAACACCGUCAGAAGGUAACGAGCCGGCUCAAGCCGCAGCUUCAAAGCUCAACAUUCCUCUCGGCUCGGCUUCACUAAUUCAAAUCGAAGGAGAACAACAACAAACCAAACUAAAAUUCUCGAUUAACCAACCCGAGUCAGACUUAAUCUCCAACCCAGUUAACUCGGUUACCGAACUCAUUAACGAACCACCCGACGUGGCACUUUUCCUCCACACAUCAGGAACCACGAGUCGUCCCAAGGGGGUCCCACUGAGUCAACACAAUCUAGUUUCAUCGGUUAAAAACAUCGAAUCGGUUUACCGACUCAGUGAGUCAGAUUCAACUGUAAUUGUUCUUCCGCUUUUUCACGUUCACGGAUUAAUCGCCGGAUUACUGAGUUCACUCGGUGCCGGAGCUUCCGUCGCGUUACCAUCGGCGGGAAGAUUCUCGGCUUCAACGUUUUGGAAAGACAUGAUUCAAUACAACGCCACGUGGUACACAGCUGUUCCUACCAUACACCAGAUCAUACUAGAUCGACACUUAAAUAACCCCGAACCGGUGUACCCGAAGCUCCGGUUUAUAAGAAGCUGUAGUGCUUCAUUGGCACCGGUUAUUCUAGGUCGUUUAGAGGAAGCAUUUGGGGCUCCAGUUUUGGAAGCUUAUGCAAUGACGGAGGCUUCUCAUUUAAUGUCUUCGAAUCCUUUGCCAGAAGAUGGGCCCCACAAAGCUGGGUCGGUUGGGAAACCCGUGGGUCAAGAAAUGGUUAUAUUGGAUGAGUCGGGUCGGGUUAUGGAAGUGGAAGUUAAGGGUGAGGUUUGUAUUAAGGGUGAGAAUGUUACCAAAGGUUAUAAGAAUAAUGAUGAAGCCAAUACGACGGGGUUUUUGUUUGGUUGGUUUCAUACCGGUGAUAUUGGGUAUUUUGAUUCUGAUGGAUAUUUGUAUCUUGUGGGUCGAAUUAAAGAGCUCAUAAAUAGAGGAGGAGAGAAAAUAUCACCAAUAGAAGUAGAUGCUGUCCUUUUAACACAUCCAGAGGUAGCUCAGGCAGUUGCUUUUGGAGUACCAGAUCAGAAAUAUGGGGAAGAGAUACAUUGUGCAAUCAUACCAAGAGAAGGAUCAAAUAUUGAUGAAGAAGAGGUCCUAAUAUAUUGCAAGAAGAAUCUCACAUCUUUUAAAGUCCCAAAAAAGGUUUUCAUUACUGAUUCUUUGCCUAAGACAGCUACUGGCAAGAUUUUGCGUCGGCUUGUCGCAGAACACUUGGUUGGAGGGAAACUUGGGAUUUAAGAGGAAGAUAUUUAUUGAGUAUAAUAGGUUUUGAUUAUUAUUGUGAUGUGAGAAACAAUGCAAUGUUUAAAGAAUUUUUCAUAUUGUGUACAAUGUUAGUGUCUUCACAUAUACUCUUUGUAAUGCAAUAUGUUUUUUGAAUCCCAUCCAAUCCAUGACUAAGUUGCAUGCAGUAGCAAAACAAGUGAGGUAAAUGUAUAAGGUUCCUUUAAAGUGAUUAUUGACUU
Molecule: messenger RNA, 1945 nt
Organism: Cicer arietinum (chickpea)
Lineage: Eukaryota; Viridiplantae; Streptophyta; Magnoliopsida; Fabales; Fabaceae
Product: oxalate--CoA ligase-like
Biological process (GO): fatty acid metabolic process
Molecular function (GO): medium-chain fatty acid-CoA ligase activity
Source: RefSeq, a predicted model, not a curated record